GAAGGGGCGGUUUCCUGCUGUUGUGUUUUGGAUAGAUGCUGUUAAGCUAGCAUGCGAGCUAGUUAAUUACUACAUGUCCAGUAAACUGGGAAGAGGUCCAGUAAUGAUGGCAGACGACAUUCUGUUCGAGUUUCUUCACAUGGAGAUGGUCUCUCAUAUUUACACGGAGCAGAUGACUCGGGAAGAUGUAGAAAAGGAGAGAGUAACGUGUGUGUCGGUGUUGGAGGGAAUGGGCUUCAGAGUGGGACAGGGUCUAAUCGAGAGGUUUACAAAAGAUUGUCCCACCUUUAAAGAUGACCUGGACAUUAUGAAGUUCCUCUGUAAAGACUUCUGGAGCGGUAUCUUCAGAAAACAGAUUGACAACCUGAGGACGAACCAUCAGGGAACGUACGUCCUACAGGACAACAAGUUUGCUCUGUUGACUCAAGUUUCCUGCAGAAAGGAGCAGCAGCAGCUUGAAGAAUCCUCUAAAUAUUUGGCCUACACAUGUGGUUUAAUUAGAGGAGCGUUAUCUAACCUGGGCUUGGAGAGCGUGGUGACUGCUGAGGUUUCGUUAAUGCCAUCAUGCAAAUUUCAAGUUGUAAUCCAGAAAAGUUAAAACGGACAAAAACACCUGUCCGCUCUGUCUGAAUGCUAUGAAUGUAAUAAUACGGAUCCUUAAUGUUUACGAAGAACCGGAUGUUUACAGCACGUGUUCCUACAGACAGAAGCCAGAAGUUACAGUCAGGUUUCUUACACAAACAGAUGCAGUCAGAUGCGUGCAGGUAGAACAGUAAAGCUGGUAAUCAGAUGAGCUGAUGUAAGAAAAAGUGAACAUGAAGCUUGCUCAUCAAAUAUAGAGCUUUGAUUUUGCAGAAGGAAAUAACGAAACGCAAAGCAAGUGGCCGUUUGUGCUGCGUUUAUAUUCUGACUCGGGAACUGCAGGAAGUGGUAAACUACAGCUGUAAGAGGUACUGUUAUAUCGGUACUAUUAAGUGCUCAGAAGUUCUACUGAUGUUCACCACCUCAGCCUGAUGGUCUUUACUGAACACGCAGCUUCUCACCAUAACGUUUAUAAUGUAGUCUUAUCUACCUCUUUUCCACAAAAUUAUCAAAAACAAAUGUGCAGCCAAAAUACUGCAGAGUUUACUAACACUCAGAGUUUACAUUGUUUAAAUUAAACAAAAUUAUGGCAAUUAUUUAUUAAACAAUCAGAAUUUCAUGUAUAAUUACACAAGUGGCAUGAUUUAUUCCGUCUUUAUUGAGGGAUGUAGAAAUCCUGAAAGUCUGUAAGCACGCUGUGAUGACUCACAUUUUGGAUUUCUUAUCCUUCAGCAAACACAGUGUAGCUACAUUUAAAAGACGAUUAUUUGUUUUCAAUCAUAUGCUAAAUUAUUCCAGGUACGUUCAUUUCUUUUACAAUCUUUUGUCGAUAUAAGAAACAAGAAGCACCUGUGUAAAUGAGUGUGUUCUGGGGCACGCAAGCUGCACGAUGUGCGAGCUCUUUGUGAAGUGUGUGUUUCAGCCAGAGCUCCAGCUGUCACUCCUCUGUAAAGCCAUUAAAGAGUUUGGAUUAUUUUCGUAUCAUUUCGGAACUUUUCACUGCUUGUAAUUGCCAUUUGCUGUGUUAGAUUAAUCUUUCUUAAGUGUUUCUGUUUGAUAAGUGUUUCUGUGUUGGUUUUAGAUGUAUUUUUCUUCUGGAUUGUAUCUGUCCCCUUUGGAUCUAUGCAACUUGUAUAAGUGAAAGUGACUUUUUCUAUUGUUAAAAAAAUAAAUAACAGCAGUUUUAGACA
This is a messenger RNA of Pangasianodon hypophthalmus (striped catfish), 1772 nucleotides long. It is a transcript of the gene trappc6bl, whose product is annotated as trafficking protein particle complex subunit 6B, like. The coding region runs from base 74 to 598 and encodes 174 amino acids. The record is from RefSeq and is a predicted model, not a curated record. The transcript has 7 exons. NCBI's taxonomy places the organism in Eukaryota, Metazoa, Chordata, Actinopteri, Siluriformes, Pangasiidae. Gene Ontology annotation, cellular component: trans-Golgi network; cis-Golgi network; TRAPP complex. Gene Ontology annotation, biological process: regulation of GTPase activity; endoplasmic reticulum to Golgi vesicle-mediated transport.